AUGAGCGACGAGGUUUACGACGGUGCCGUCGGUAUCGAUCUUGGUACCACCUACUCUUGCGUUGCCAACUACGACGGUAACAAUGUCGAGAUCAUCGCCAACGAGCAGGGUUCCUUCACCACCCCUUCUUUCGUCUCUUUCACUGCUGAGGAGCGUCUGAUCGGUGAGGCCGCCAAGAACCAGGCCGCCAUGAACCCCGAGAACACCGUCUUCGAUGUCAAGCGUUUGAUCGGUCGUAGAUUCGAUGACCCCACCGUCAAGAAGGACAUUGAGUCGUGGCCCUUCAAGAUUACCGACAACAACGGUUCCCCCAUGGUCCAGGAGAUCUCCUCCAUGGUCCUCCUCAAGAUGAAGGAGGUCGCUGAGACCAAGCUCGGCAAGAAGGUCGCUAAGGCCGUCGUUACCGUCCCCGCCUACUUCAACGACAACCAGCGUCAAGCCACCAAGGACGCCGGUGCCAUUGCUGGCCUCAACGUUCUCCGUAUCAUCAACGAGCCUACCGCUGCCGCCAUUGCCUACGGUCUCGGUUCCGGCAAGUCUGACAAGGAGCGCAACGUCCUCAUCUACGAUCUCGGUGGUGGUACUUUCGAUGUUUCCCUCCUCCACAUCCAGGGUGGUGUCUUCACUGUCAAGGCCACCGCUGGUGACACCCACUUGGGUGGCCAGGACUUCGACACCAACCUCCUCGAGCACUUCAAGAAAGAAUUCACCCGCAAGACCAAGAAGGACCUUUCCGGUGAUGCUCGUGCCCUCCGUCGUCUGAGAACUGCUUGCGAGCGUGCCAAGCGUACUCUUUCCAACGGUACCCAGGCCACCGUCGAGAUCGACUCCCUCUUCGACGGCGAGGACUUCAACGCCAACAUCACCCGUGCCCGUUUCGAGGACAUCAACGCCAAGGCCUUCAACGGCACCAUCCAGCCUGUUGAGCAGGUCCUUAAGGAUGCCUCCAUUGACAAGUCCAAGGUUGACGAGAUCGUCCUUGUUGGUGGUUCCACCCGUAUCCCCCGCAUCCAGAAGCUCCUUUCCGACUUCUUCAACGGCAAGAAGCUCGAGAAGAGCAUCAACCCCGAUGAGGCUGUCGCCUACGGUGCCGCCGUCCAGGCCGGUAUCCUCUCCGGAAAGGCCACCUCCGCUGACACAGCUGACCUCCUCCUUCUCGAUGUCUGCCCUCUCUCCCUUGGUGUUGCCAUGGAGGGUAACAUCUUCGCUCCCGUCGUUCCCCGCGGUACCACCGUCCCUACUAUCAAGAAGCGUACCUUCACCACCGUCGCUGACGGCCAGACAACUGCAAGUCUCCCUGAAUCACUCCCAUACUCCCUGCCCCAAUUUCCACCCCCUAUCGCAAUGCACAGUGUACAAUUCCCCGUGUACCAGGGUGAAAGAUCAGAGUGCGCCCACAACACUUCUUUGGGUGAAUUCACUCUUGCUCCCAUCCCCCACAUGCGUGCCGGUGAGGCCGUUCUCGAGUGUGUCUUCGAGGUCGAUGUCAACGGUAUCCUGAAGGUCACCGCCACUGAGAAGACCUCCGGCCGCAGCGCCAACAUCACCAUCUCCAACUCUGUUGGUAAGCUCAGCUCCGCUGAGAUCGACAAGAUGGUUGAGGAUGCCGCCAAGUUCAAGUCCUCCGACGAGGCCUUCACCAAGAGAUUCGAGUCCCGCCAGCAGCUCGAGUCUUACAUCUCCCGUGUUGAGGAGAUCGUCUCCGACCCAACUCUCUCCCUCAAGCUCAAGCGCAACCAGAAGGAGAAGAUCGAGUCUGCUCUCAGCGACGCCAUGGCCCAGCUCGAGAUCGAGGACUCCUCUGCCGACGACCUCAAGAAGAAGGAGUUGGCCCUCAAGCGUGUCGUUACCAAGGCCAUGUCCACCAGGUAA
Messenger RNA from Aureobasidium musti, 1872 nucleotides. The record is from the annotation of a GenBank genome assembly. Lineage: Eukaryota; Fungi; Ascomycota; Dothideomycetes; Dothideales; Saccotheciaceae.